CGCGGAGAGGUGUGAGUUUAAGAGGACUGAAGUAGCGAUGUUUGUCAAGUUUGAACAGUUGUCUGCAUAAAUUCCUCCUUGUUUGUAUCAUAUCUGGUUUACCUACUGACGAUUUAAGAGCAUUAGACGACAUAUUGCAUUUAAAACAAACGUACUAAAUCGCUUAACAGCGAUUCGUACACCCCUCCCGCCGCCGUGUCUUUUUUGUUAUGACUUUAAAAAACAAAGUUGAGCAAAAAUGGACAUGCAUGAUCUGCACUUGGACGGGAAUUGUGAACCAACUGUACUGAAAAAGUCCUUGGAAUGUGCUGCAAGACUUGGGUAUGGAGUUGUUGCUAUCGGCUAUACAUCAGCACAAGACAAACCUGGAAAAGACAAGCACAAAGAAAAGCUCUCUUUUGCUCCACCUUCGUUGAAACUAGACAGUGACACUAAAGCAGUUGUUGGAGUGCGGUCUAAAGGGUUCAAGCAGCUAACCCGGGUGAAUAUGGUGCUAUCUGAAGGUUCCGAAACACAUAAACUGAGACAGGACAAUAUUCAGUCGUACGAUCUUCUAGCUGUCCAACCGACCACUGAAAAGAUGUUCCACAUGGCAUGCACUAAGCUGGAGGUGGACAUUAUAUGCCCUGACAUGACAGAGAAGAUGCCCUAUUACUUCAAGAGAAUCGCCAUGAAUGCUGCGGUAGAGAGAGGUAUCUAUUUUGAGAUUCCCUAUGCGCCGGCGAUUAGAGAUGCCACGUUGAGGAAGAAUGUCCUGACCAACGCUAUGACACUGGUCAGUUUGUGUCGAGGCAAGAACAUUAUCAUCACAAGCCAAGCUGUCAGGCCUAUUGAAGUCAGGGGACCGUAUGAUGUCACCAACCUAGGAUUAUUAUUUGGUUUAACCGAACAACAAGCAAAGAAUGCCGUGUCGUCAAACUGCAGAGCUGUCUUAUAUCAUGCAGCUACGAGACGAAACACAAUCAAAUCUGUGAUGUCACUUCAGCACGUUAACGAACUUACAUCACAAGAUCGGUGGAAGGUGAGAGCCGGCCAGGAGGCAAGCGGGAUCAUUGAGGAAGAGGAUUGCCAAGAGGAGCUCCCAAAAUCAGGCAGCCAGUCGAAAAAGAGGCGGAAAUCUGAUAGUCAAUCAGGUAUCACUCACAACAUAAAGAAAAAGAAAUGAAACAUUCCACUAACGGGUAGAGUCAUAAUUGGUAACCACUCAAAAAAUUAAUAACCAUAGGGACUGACUUUGUGAGACCUGCAGCUGUUGAUUGUAUACAAAUAUUGAGUGGCUCAGAGUGGAAUGGGAGGAAUAUUAUCGCAAGGUAAA
Molecule: messenger RNA, 1315 nt
Organism: Asterias rubens (European starfish)
Lineage: Eukaryota; Metazoa; Echinodermata; Asteroidea; Forcipulatida; Asteriidae
Product: ribonuclease P protein subunit p30-like
Exons: 9
Coding region: 239-1165 (308 amino acids)
Biological process (GO): tRNA processing
Cellular component (GO): nucleolar ribonuclease P complex
Molecular function (GO): RNA binding
Source: RefSeq, a predicted model, not a curated record